This is a messenger RNA of Cercospora beticola, 2006 nucleotides long. RefSeq names its product tryptophan--tRNA ligase WRS1 (gene WRS1). The record is from RefSeq and is a predicted model, not a curated record. Gene Ontology annotation, molecular function: tryptophan-tRNA ligase activity; ATP binding. Gene Ontology annotation, biological process: tryptophanyl-tRNA aminoacylation. Gene Ontology annotation, cellular component: cytoplasm. Lineage: Eukaryota; Fungi; Ascomycota; Dothideomycetes; Mycosphaerellales; Mycosphaerellaceae.
UCGAGAGAAAUUCCACAUCGAUCGACUGAUAUUACGGGACAACGCACCACACCGCUGGCCAUGUCUCAGGAUCAGGCUGUCGGCGCACCGCCCGCCGUGGCAGAGGUCAAGGAUGAGAUCAAGCCUGCCUCGCAGAAGAUCGAUCCAUACAAUGUCGCGGGUGAAGUGGACGAGUCUGGCAAUGUGAAAGCCAUUGACUAUGACCGCCUCAUCCAGGAAUUUGGCGUGCAACCCUUGACUGAGGAGCACCUCAAGAGAUUCGAGCAGGUCACCGGCAAACCAGCUCAUCGACUGAUGCGACGGAAAUUGUUCUUCUCACACCGCGACUUCGACAAGAUCUUGGACGUAUACGAAAAGUAUGGCACCUUCAUGCUCUAUACCGGUCGAGGUCCCUCGAGUGGAAGCAUGCACUUGGGACACACUGUGCCAUUCCUGUUCACGAAAGAGUUGCAGGAGAUUUUCGAUGUGCCACUUGUCAUCAUGUUGACAGACGAUGAGAAGUAUCUGUAUACACGCCAAAAGAAUGAUGGAGUACAAAAGAAGGGAGCUGAGGUGGAAGACUUCAUGGAGUUUGCACAUGAGAACAUCAAGGAUAUUAUUGCUCUUGGGUUCGAUCCCAAGAAGACCUUCAUCUAUACCGACUACGAGUUCGUAGGAGGCCAUUUCUAUUGGAAUGCCUCGGAAUUCGAGUCACUCGUGACAAACAACCAGGCGUUCGGUGCUUUUGGGUUCGGUGGCAGCACGAGUGUCGGAUUGACAUCAUACCUUGCCAAACAAUGUGUUGCAGCGUUCCCGUCCUCAUAUCCAGAACUCUUUGGCUACAAGGACUAUCGGUAUCCUGAUCUCGACCCUGCUGGCAAGCGGCGGCACAAGGCGCUGUCCAAAAUUCCAACGCUCAUUCCAUGCGCCAUCGACCAAGAACCAUACUUCCGUGUGCUACGAGAUCGCUGCGAACGCAUGACGAAUCCUCACCCGAAGACGACACUGAUCCUUUCAAAAUUCUUGACUGCACUACAAGGUCCAGGUGGUAAAAUGAGUGCUUCUGACAAGAACUCGGCCAUCUUCAUGUCAGAUAAGCCGAACGAGAUCAAGAACAAGAUCAACAAACAUGCGUUUUCAGGAGGACGGGAAACGAAAGAGGAGCAUGAGAAGUAUGGCGGCAACCCAGAUGUUGACGUUGCCUGGACAUAUCUGUCAUACUUCUUGGAGUCCGACGAGGAGCUCGAAGACCUGGCCAACCAGUACCGUGCUGGCAAGCUCAUGACUGGCGACAUGAAGAAACGCUGCAUAGCAGAAUUGCAAAAGUUUGUCACCGACUUCCAAGAACGAAGAAGCAAGAUCGAUGACACCGUGAUGCGCGAGUUUACAAGAUUACGAAAGCUCGAAUUCAAUGGCAACCCGAACCCCACCCAUCCGCAGGGCGAAUCAGAGGCCAAUGGGGACGCAAAGGGCGAGGAGAAAGUUGUGCGUGAAGACGGCAAGUUGACUAAGGGUGAAAGGAAAGCUCUCAAGAUCGCACAGCAGAAGGCUGAAAAGGAGCGAUUACGGCAAGAAAAGGAGAGCGGUCAAGCACCUGCACAGAAGAGCACUGAUGAUGCCCUGUCAAGUGAAGCUGACAAGCUGAAGUUGGUCGAGGGGGAUGUCUCGAAAUCAUAAAAUUAGAUGUACGAUACUGGAGCGUUCAUAGUGAAACGCAACUACAAUCGGCGAAGAUGGCGCGUUAAACCCAUCUCGAAGGGUCAAAGUCGCUGUACAGAGUCUCGAGUAGAGUGUCAGGAGCAUCAGGUCCAACAUCAUCGUGCUCCCUCCAGAGCGCAUUCAAAGCAGGGAUUUGCUCUGAAGCACUUUCAGCUUUGCAUGUGAAGUGCUUGGUACGCGUGGGUUUUACGACGUCGCCUGGAAUGAAAUCACUUUGACAAGAACAGAACGACUAGAAAUGCACGGCAACCCUUCGUCUGAUCACGAGGAACAGUAUGACUCCGAUAGGAAUCUGAAUCUUUAAAAAC